Messenger RNA from Priapulus caudatus, 957 nucleotides. RefSeq lists its product as uncharacterized. The transcript has 2 exons. The coding region runs from base 1 to 957 and encodes 318 amino acids. The record is from RefSeq and is a predicted model, not a curated record. NCBI's taxonomy places the organism in Eukaryota, Metazoa, Priapulida, Priapulimorpha, Priapulimorphida, Priapulidae.
AUGCCAGAUGAUGUCGUUAAUGACUUCUAUUCAAAACUAAGCAACGCAGUUGAAGACAUUUCGCUACACUCAAUGGUCAUCAUUGGAGGCGACAUGAACGCUCAAAUCUCAAAAGAACUAUUGCCUCCAAGACCUCGGCCUCCUGCAAAAACGGUUGACGCAGAACCCGUCGUUUCCGUACGCAAGGCUACUCUUCGUGCAUCGACACAAAGUGUCCAUUCGGCCCAGAUUAACGUUCGCAAAGCAUUUGAUUGUUAUGAAGACAAGCGCAUCAAUGAAAUACUUUGCUCAUUUGAGACCCCAGCAGCAGCGUCUGUCAUCAAGACUGCUUGGGACCUUGUCAAGAAACUCUCUGGAAAGAAAUCUCGCAGCACGAUAUUCAUCGAAGGUGAAGACCGACUCACGGCUUGGGAGAAUCAUUUCAAAAACUCAUUGAAGGCUGAACCAGCUACACAAACUGACGGCGAACCAGUUGUGAACAUCUUUGAUCUCUUCACUGCGAUAAAGAGUGGUGAGCUAACACAGGCAGAAGUAUAUAUUGCCAUUCGACAGUUAAGGAACGGAAAGGCACCUGGCCUGGAUGGUCUACCUCCGAAGUUUUGGAAACUGAAAAGAGUUCGGAAGAGCCUAUUAAAGUUCUGUAAUGAGACCUAUCACGAGAGACGCCCCAUUGAGUGGCCUAAUCCGAAUUCCAAAGAAGGCGACCUAACAAAACAGACAAUUACAGAGGUAUUUCUCUUUCACAAGUUGCAAAUUUACAACCGCUGUCUACUCAACAGAAUCCGUCCAGUUAUCGACGAGGUACUGCGUCCGAAUCAGAAUGGUUUUCGUCAAGGCCGUUCCGCCACUUUCCACAUACUCGCUCUUCGACGUAUCGUAGAAGAACUGAAGAAUCAUGACAUGGAAGCCAUAGUAACGUUCAUCGACUUCCGAAAGGCCUUCGACUCCAUCAACUGA